Molecule: messenger RNA, 1725 nt
Organism: Sclerotinia borealis F-4128
Lineage: Eukaryota; Fungi; Ascomycota; Leotiomycetes; Helotiales; Sclerotiniaceae
Source: the annotation of a GenBank genome assembly
AUGAAGUUCUCUCUGAUCUCAAUAUUUGGUCUCAUAUCAAUCUCUUUUGCUCUUCCAGUCGACAAUAUAGAGCGAGAUGAACCAAUUGGAGAAAGAGCCGCAGCUCCAACAGUAACGAUUGCAUCCCCGGCAGCCACAAUAAUUGGAGGUUCUGGCACAACUGUCGAAACCUUCGCUGGUAUUCCAUUUGCCAAACCUCCUGUUGGUGCUCUUCGAUUAAAACCACCUCAACCCAUUACCUCUGCCUUAGGAAUUGUGAAAGCAACAACACAAGCAGCUUCUUGUCCCCAAUUCUUCUUUAGUGAUACAAUUAAUGGUGCAAUCCCUACAUCUGCACUCGGUCUCCUUCUCAAUACACCUAUUUUUCAACAAGUUCUCAAUGCCGGUGAAGAUUGUCUGUAUUUAAAUAUCCAAAGACCAGCUGGUACUACUGCUUCAUCCAAGUUGCCAGUUUUGUUUUGGAUAUUUGGAGGAGGAUUUGAGUUAGGAGGGACUUCAAUGUAUGAUGGAUCUUCUUGGGUAGCUGAAAGUGUUGCGGAGGGUAAACCAAUUAUAUUUGUGGCGGUGGCAUAUCGAGUUGGUGGAUUUGGAUUUUUACCGGGCGCAGAGAUUUUGGCUGAUGGGAGUGCAAACUUGGGAUUAUUAGAUCAGAGAUUGGGCUUAGAGUGGGUCGCUGACAAUAUUGCUGCAUUCGGUGGAGACCCAACCAAGGUUACCAUUUGGGGAGAGUCAGCUGGCGCAAUUUCGGUCUUCGACCAAAUGGUUUUGUAUGGAGGUGACAACACAUACAAAGGUAAAUCUUUAUUCCGCGGAGCCAUUAUGAAUUCAGGAAGUUUGAUCCCAGCCGAUCCCGUCGAUUGUCCCAAAGGUCAAAUUGUCUACGACACAGUCGUAGCUUCAGCAGGAUGUUCAGCCGCAAGCGAUACUCUGGCCUGCUUACGAGGAGUAUCUUAUCAAACUCUUCUUCAUGCAACCAACUCCGUACCAGGAUUACUGAGCUAUUCAUCCGUGGCACUUUCCUAUCUCCCACGACCAGAUGGUACCGCUCUUACCAAAUCCCCCGAUCUUCUUCUCUCAUCCGGAGCAUGGGCAAAAGUGCCCUUUAUAAUCGGAGAUCAAGAAGACGAAGGAACAAUCUUCGCACUCUUCCAAUCCAAUAUCUCUACAACCGCCCAACUAGCAACCUAUCUCUCGGAUUUCUUUUUUCACAAUGCUCCCGCCUCUGUUAUUACUGGUCUCCUCGACACCUACCCCAACAAUUUCAUCUCCGGCUCCCCUUUCCGAACCCUCUUACUAAAUAACUGGUACCCACAAUUCAAGCGUCUAGCCGCCAUCCUCGGCGACCUAACCUUCACCCUAACCCGUCGCGCCUUCCUCCAAACCGCCCUCAAAGUUGCACCCACCGUCCCCUCCUGGUCCUACCUCUCCUCCUACGACUACGGCACCCCUAUCCUGGGUACCUUCCACGGCUCAGACAUCUUACAGGUCUUCAAUGGUAUCCGUCCGGAUUAUGCGGCGAGGGCUAGUAAAGCUUAUUAUUUGAGUUUUGUUAAUACGCUAAAUCCGAAUAAUGGGACGAGUAAGGCGUAUGCGGAGUGGCCGCAGUGGAGUAGGGGGAAGCAGUUGUUGAAUUUAUAUGCGGAUUUUGGGGGGUUUAUUGGGGAUGAUUUUAGGGGGGCGAGCUUUGAUUAUGUGGUGAAGAAUUUGGGGAGUUUUUACAUUUGA